Molecule: messenger RNA, 7419 nt
Organism: Puntigrus tetrazona (Sumatra barb)
Lineage: Eukaryota; Metazoa; Chordata; Actinopteri; Cypriniformes; Cyprinidae
Gene: dlgap3
Product: discs, large (Drosophila) homolog-associated protein 3
Exons: 12
Coding region: 334-3501 (1055 amino acids)
Biological process (GO): signaling
Cellular component (GO): postsynaptic specialization; glutamatergic synapse
Molecular function (GO): molecular adaptor activity
Source: RefSeq, a predicted model, not a curated record
GGACAGAGGGAAUCCUGAGCGCCGCUGUCAGGAUCUCAAACAGAGGCGAGUAACGGACCGUCCGCACGCGCAACGAGCCCGGAGGAAUAUUGAAUAGCUAUUACCAAUACGGGAAUGCGAGUCUGACCCGCUAACUUAAACGCAAGAUUGUCGAGUGGAAUCUGCGAGGGUCUGCAGACAACAGAAGUGUGUAGUGUGUGUCUAUUGAAGAGACCGUUUCCCCUCUGCUGAUAAUGAAGCACCAUUUCCACAUGAGGAGGCAUUGACUUCGGCGCAACCCUGUCGCGCCCACAGCGCCCCCUCUCGGCCCGGACGGCCCACCAUGCCCCGGCCAUGAAGGGGUACCAGGUGAGUCGCAGUUUGUCGCAACACUCCUCUGGGCCUUGCUACUGCAUGCCUGAGGAUUGCGACACUGCACGGGACUAUAUGCACCACCCCGACCACUACCAGGGGCACAAUGACCACCCCUACUACCCACCUGGUGGUCCCCCUGAACCGUUGGCCAUGGUCCCAUCUGGUGGGGGCACCUUCCCUCGUUCACACCCCAGUCAGCCACAGCCCUAUGACUCCACCUGUGAAGAGUGUAUAUCCUCUGCAGGGCAUGGGCAUGGUCACGGGGCAAAGAUGCACCGUAUCCCACCAAACCUUCUGGAUCAGUUUGAGAAACAGUUGCCAUUUCAUCCGGAUGGCUUCCAUACCCUGCAGUACCAACGCGCAGCCAGCGGGGAACAACGCAGCGAGAGUCCAAGUCGCAUAAGGCAUCUGGUGAACUCCGUUCAACGCCUCUUCGCCAAGUCACAUUCACUGGAGGCACCCUCUAAACGAGAGUUUAAUGGCACCCGUGGGGGAGAGUACCGGGACAGAGAUAGAGGGCACCGCAGUGGUGGCGAAGAAAGCGGCGGACAUCAUUAUUCAGGAACGCACCAGUCUCGUUCAGCCCGUCGGAACAAAAGCCGAGAACGAAGCAAGAGUGGAGAUUCCCGCCACGAAUCUCGAAGCUCCCGCCACCGCAGCAAAACAGCUGGAUGGUGGAGCUCUGAUGACAACCUGGACAGUGACAGCAGCUUUCUGGUGGGUGCAGGUAGAGGGGGGCGAGGGUAUCCCACCGGGCACGAGACCUUGGAUGCUGCCAUCCAGGAGCUUACUUUGAGGAAAUCUAAGGGGCCACCUCCAGGAGAGUGCCUGGCUUGUACCAACAUAGCCAUGGCAGGAGACAGUGGACACUCUCUGAAGAGGAGCACGUGGUCGGCCAUGACGGUCAGUCAGGCUAGAGAGGUCUAUCCAUCUUCUCGUGGAGGAGGGGGAGGGGGAGGUGGAUAUGAGAAAGCAUUGGUUCCUCUAGAACCCAAAAUGAAAGAACGAUCACUCCACUAUCUGCAGGUUCCCUCAGAUGACUGGUGCGGUGGUGGUCCAUCUGACAGUGGUGGGGAGAUCCCUUGCAGACGUAUGCGCAGUGGCAGCUACAUCAAGGCCAUGGGGGAUGAUGACAGCGCUGACUCAGACACCAGUCCCAAAGCCUCACCCAAAUCAGCCCUCAUUGCCCAGAGAGAAGCCUUCCGCCGCUCCGUCAGCAUGGACCAGCGCUCUUCCGCCACAUCUAAGUACUCAUGUAAACAGUGUAUAGACGUCUACCCAAACAGUCGAACCACUCCUAAAGGCCACGCUCGCUCUCGCAGCGCCACACGCUCUCUGACCAGCGCUCAGCUGAGUGACACUCUGAACCUGUUUGGAGAAAUGGAAUCACAGGCUGUAGAGGCACUGGACCUACCCGGAUGCUUCCGCACUCGCAGUCACAGCUACGUACGGGCUAUCCAAGCCGGCUGCUCCCAGGACGAUGACUGCCUGUCUGUCUUUUCCAUGUCGGGCCCACAGGGAAGCGUGAAGGGCGAAGCAGUGUUCCCAUACAGAAAAGGACCCCCUCCUCUUCCCCCUCGCAUGUCCAAGCCAAUGAUCUCCGUGACCGCUCAGAGCAGCACUGAGUCCACUCAGGACGCCUACUUCCAAAAUACAGGACAGCCCGCUCUGGUCCGACCCAGACAGCAUAGCAACUCAGUGGACCUGACGGAGAGCAGCGGGGGUCGUAGCUCCAGAGUUGGGCACUAUCUUGGCGGGGGCACUGCUCGUGUCAGACAGAGCAGCAACUCCGCAGAGAGUCUGAACGGCAGGGCCCUUCAGAGCAUCGCCUACCCUGGUGGACCUGGUCCAAUGAAACCGAAACACAGCAGCUCAGCUGAUAACCUUCUGGAGGGGCCCAGGGGAACUAGGGACCGAGUUGGAGGCAGCCUGGGAAAAUCAGCCUCUCUGCCCCAGAACAGUAUGUCCCUAGCCAAAGCUCUGGCUGGAGGAGAGGAGUUCAAACAGGAAGGACGAGGGAGAAAGUGGAGACCCUCUAUUGCAGUGCAGGUGGACAGCUCAGAGACGUUGUCUGACUCGGACCCAGAAGGCAAAGCUCUGAGAGAGGUGCACUCCAUAGGGGUUCAGGUGGAGGAUGACAAGAGACGAGCCCGUUUUAAACGCUCCAACAGCGUGACAGCAAGUGUCCAGGCCGAUCUUGAGACGGAGGGUUUUGGUGGGCUGACAGUACCCACUCAAGACAAGGGUCUGCAGUUUGGCUGCUCAUUCCAGCGCCACUCUUCUGAACCAGAAUCAGCCGGUCAGUUUGCAGAGUAUCGCACAGUGCACACACAGGGCCAGUGGGCCUACCGUGAGGAUUACCAUAGCGGUUACACCAAUGAGCCUGGCCCUCCAGAACUGAGGGCCCUGCCCCGCUCCCACUCCCCUCUGCCCCUGGCCCCUGAGCGUGGAGUGGGAGGCUGGAGCGAGGGCCCGAGGAGCCUACCCGAUUCGGGCCGAGCCUCGCCCUGCUUACGAGAUGGAGAGUUCUUCCUGCGGCUCCUACAGACAGAAGUGGAGAGGAUGGAGGGAUGGUGCCAGAACAUGGAGAGAGAGGCAGAGACAAAUGAACUGUCGGAAGAGGUGUUGGAGCUCAUCAGAGGGGCUGUAGGCAGUGCUCAGAUGCUAAUGUCACAAAGAGUCCAGCAGUUCUUCAGGAUGUGCCAACAGAGUGUGGAUCCUUCAUCAUACCCUCAGCCCAGCACUCAGGAUCUGGCCAGUUUUUGGGACCUCCUCCAGCUAGCCAUCGAGGACGUCAGAGUGAAGUUUCAGGACCUCCAGCGGCUGAAGGACUCGGGCUGGAGAUUACCUCCUGAGAAGAAGGAGGACAAGAAGGUUCCACCUCCAUUACCAAAGAAGCCGGUCGGUGGCGUGACGGGCAGCCUGCGUGCCGACAGCACAACCGAGGCCGGAGGCAUGCUGGUGGUCUCGCGAGGACGUAGCGUUCCCGAACGGGAGAAAUCGCUGGACGUGGGCGACCGGCAAAAGCUGGAGACACGGCGCAGGCUGCUCCAGACCAAACGCUCAGCCUCUUUCCGUCAGAAUUCUGCCACGGAGAGCGCUGACAGCAUCGAGAUCUACAUCACAGAGGCUCAGACGAGACUCUGAGCCGUUCGGACCCCCUUAAAACGACAGGCUCUUCUCUGGCCCUCUGCACAGACGGCCAUGUUACAAAGCAGCCAGAGAGCGAGUGCGACUGCUCACUUUAGCGCGGUGGAGAGCUUGAGAUGGCUUACUAGUACGCUGCUGGUGUUCGGAUGUGAGCUCACACGAUUUAUUUUCAUUUUUCUAUUUAUUUUCGUUGAGCAAGUGUUAUUAUUCUCAGAAAAAAGGGCUCAACCAGCACAACCAAGUGUUCCAAGAUUGAGACUUUUGUAAGUCCGCAAAAUAUAUAAAAAUGUUAGAACUGUUUUAAUGAACCACGCCAACACAUACGGGUGCAAUAUCAUAUAUUAAGAGGAUCUUAUCUUGUUAUUUUAAAUAAUAGACCUUGUUUUGAUAUAAUCUUGGCUGUGUAUGUGUUUCUUAAUUGAUCCCACAGUGUGGCGGACGUAGCCCCUUUCACUGUGACGCGAGCGCCCUCUUGUGGCCAGAGUAGAGCAAUGCACCCCGAUGUAAAUUUGGGCCUGAAACUGAAUGUCUUAGCAGUGCAGCAGUAAAACUCCUCGAAGCAACUUUUGCAGUAUAGAUAAAUGCCUUUUUUUUUAAAGCCAGUUAUCAAAUUACCACAGGGAUUCAUCUCCCGUAUAGUGCAAUAUCACUUCGCAUUUGCAGUCAGGCUUCUCAGUGUGAAGACACGUGUCUUAAAAAAAGAUGAGAGAAAAACACACAACAGAAACAUUCAAGCUCUGGGGCAACAGCCACGAUUCCUGAAAUAGGACGGUCUACAUGACUCUUCGAAAACAGGGGUGCAGAAGACAAUCUUCAAUUUCACACAUGACCUGCACACUGAAAAACGAUCAUUCAGAGAGGAGGGGAAGCAUCUUGUUCAUUUCACCCCCCCUGCCUUUCUUUUUAUAACAGACGAAAGCCCUAUAACAAGAAAUCAAUGUAGCUUCUACAUUUUGCUUUUAAUUUAUUGCUGUUUUUUUCCCCCCAGAUAUUAAUCAAACCAUUUUUCUUUCUAGUUCCAGUUCUAUUUUCUGUAUUUUUCGCUCAUGAAUAAUUAUCUUUUAUUUUAUUUUGCCCUUUAAAUUUGUUUGAGAAAAUAAUACGCUUCGGAUCUCUCUGUCCGCUUCUCACCAAUUGUUAAUUUGUGGAUUAUUUAAAAAAAAAAAAUACUGUGUUAGUUUAGGCGGUGAAUUUCGUGCGUUUACGAAAGAAAGGAAACAAUUAAACAGAAGUGCGAUAGGAAGAAUGGAUUAUGUGUUUGCGUGCAUUCAACUUCUCGACUGAGUAAAAAGCUGGAAAUAAGAUCACACAGUAAUUGUUGAAAAUUCCAUCUAUUUGUUUCCUUUUUUAAUGAAAAACGAUGAUUGCAUGAAUGAUCUUAAUUUUUUUGUUUCUUUGUUUGUUUUUGGAAAAAGUAAUGGAAUAACGGAAACUAUUUUAUUGGGAGAUGUAUAUUUUAUAAAGUACAUUUUUAGAUUAGCAGAUAAACAUAUGUCGUCAAAAGUGAUGUUAAAAUAUGUUAUAAAGUGUCUAAGAAUUUACAAGUUAGGGACGUGACGGCUCUGUGGACAACUCAAACAGAAUCGUGUUGUUUUCCUCUCAUUUCUUUUGUCAACCUCGAAACAGACUUGCUAAAGACUUUUGACAAAAGAAGAAUAGAUGGUUGACAGCUACUUGCCAUGUUGUCCAUAGGCAAAAAAAAUAUAAUCUGUUUUCUAUGUCUUGACUAUCUACACGUGCCUAACAGCACUGUGUGUGGCUUUUCUUUUCUUUUUUUUAAAUUAACUAUUCAGUAUUAUAUUCAAUACGAAAUAUAUAACUCACACAAUAUGUAUUGUUCUAAUAAAUUGAUUUGUUACACCUGAUCCAGCUAAUAACCACCUCACACUGGAUGUUUCUAUGUAACCUGCAUGCUUUUAUUAAUCCAUGAAAAAAAAAAAAAAAUUAACAAACUCUUCUAUCAAAACUGUAGAUCUUGAUCCACUGUCUGGAAAAAAAGGCAGGAGUAUUUAUCUAAUUAUUUAUAAUAACUACACCUACAUUUCUGUAUUUAAACUUGUUUUGUUUUUUUUAAUCAAUUCAUUAUUUCAACAGUUUUAUUUCCUUUUCUUUUUCCAGUCAUUUGUACUUUUUUCAUUUACCGUUGCCUACCAUCUCUUUUUAGUUACGUAUUUAUUUAUCUAUUUGUUUUGCUAAUACGUUAUGGAUGACUAUCCAUCAUUUUAUGAAUACAUAUUUUUUUAAGCUUGUGAAAAUGGUUGCAACCACUAUUGACUUUUUUUUUUUUUUGGACGCAGCAAGUCUAAUAUGACAGAAAAGCACAACAGACUAUUUCCUCUUCCACUGUGAAGGACUUCCUGCCUUCUCAAAACACUGAAAGACUAUGUACAACAUGCUGUUGGGGUUUCCAGUGCGAGAAAUAGGAUGAUCUCUUAUCAGGGCCAUACGUUUUUGAUAUACCAACGAAACUUAAUUUCGAGCAAGACUGACCACACUUUCCCCCUUUGCAAGCCGCUUGCCUCCUCAGGCACUGAAUCAAUCUGACACUCGAACGGACUGCUCAGAAAGACUAUUUCCAUGGCCUUUUUAUUCUAAUGUAAACGGAUCGGUGGAACCCAGUCGAAUACCAGAUUGAAUGGCUGUGUCUCUCGCUACACCAAGUCAAGCUUCCCAUGUCAACGCAUGACCCGACGGUACGCUGAUUGUCGCUUCUCGAGACGUCGUGUGUCUUAAUAGGUCAGAACGGAUGGCUGAAACUCCGCCAUUGCCCGAAAAGUGUUGGCGAAGCCUCUGUAUAUGCCGUAAACAGAUUUAGCUAGAGUAAGUGAUGAAUAUUUCUUCGUAGCACAGAGGAGCUUGUAGCAGUGUGACGUAGACGUUACGUUGGAUUCUAUAACGCAUUACAGAUCACUGGAAAUUACAUGGGUCAUAGACUUACAAACAAUUACUGUGUAAUUACAAAUACCUUCUCACGUUCCGUUGUAUUAUGUACAGUAAAUAUAUCUGUCGCAAUUGAAGUCGUUAUUAUUACUAUUCAAUGGAUUGUCGAUGAUUACUGGUAUUAUUAAUAAUUUCAUAUAUAAUGAAAAAUGUUAUUGCAAUUAUGACUAUGAGAAAAUCUAUUCUGUAUUCUCUAGGGUGUCCGUGUGUAAGGAGCCACCCGAUUUAGAUUUUAUUCUACUGUUUGUAAUUGCUGCUAAUGUAGAAAAUAGCCCUGUGGAACAUGAGACAAAUGAGAAAAAUAACCGCUAACGUUAGGCCCGUCUCUUCUAGCAGUUUCGCGCAGGUCUGCAAGAUCACAGGAAACGUCAAACGAACAUGUAGGUCUGAAGAAUGAGUUUUCAAAAAAAAAAGAAGAUAUAUAUACAUAUAAAUGUUUGGCCAGUUUGUGAUGUAGCAAAAAAAAAAAAAAUGUUUUUUUUUUUUUAUUGUUCAUUAUGUUAUGCUCAUAACAUUGUGGAAAAUUUGAUUAUUAACAUUAUCACUAUUUAUGGUUGUCAUUUAUUUAUUUUUUAAAUCAUGUAUGUUUGAUACAGUGCCAAGGUAAAAAAUAAUUUUGUAUCUGUGCUUUUUACAUCGUUUUACCAAACUGCAAUAGCUUACAACUUCACCUUUUUUUGUUUUUUUUCCCCCAAUAUAUUAUUUCCGGAUUUGAAAUAAAUCUGAAUCUCUUACCAUGUGUUGCGGCUAAAGGGUCUAGGCCUUAUGAUGAACAAUGGCACAGCUGAGGUAAAAUACGUGGAUCAUGUUUAGUUUUUUGGUCACGAUGUGAGAUGUACGGCUCAAUGUCUAAUAGCAUUAAAUCAGAGAUGGCACACUGUGAUGUGGUAAACCUAAACACAGAAUGUAAUAUUGUCAACGGUUGUAAACAUUUUCUAAAAAUUACUAUAAAGCUAUUUUAGCAAGGUAAAAUAA